Messenger RNA from Saxophila tyrrhenica, 1719 nucleotides. RefSeq lists its product as uncharacterized. NCBI's taxonomy places the organism in Eukaryota, Fungi, Ascomycota, Dothideomycetes, Mycosphaerellales, Extremaceae. Bases 1 to 1719 code for a protein of 572 amino acids. The record is from RefSeq and is a predicted model, not a curated record. The transcript has 3 exons.
AUGGAUCAAUCUAUCGCGAAUGUCGGCGCGGCCAUUGCGACGUUCCUACGCGAUGUGCAGGCAGAGGUCAGUAAUAUCAAGCAAGCGAAUACCACUUUGACGGAACGUCUUGAAGCGUCUCAUCCGCGCAGCGAUGAGCGCAUUCAGAAGGUCGAAAGGCAGUUGGAGGUCAACGAGACUAUGCUCAACAACGUGCAAAACAACCUGCGCCAGGCGGUCACCCGCGUCGAGCAACGCACGGGACAAGUCGCACAGCUGACAUCCGAUGUCGCCCAAUUGUGCAAGGAGUGUGAUGCGAUGAAGCAAGCGUUGCAGACGAGUCAGAAGCAGCAACAAAGCACUGGCGGAGAUGCGCGCAUUGCCGAGCUUGAGAAGACCGUCGCAAGGGUGAAGAAAGAUGGGCUUGUGGCGACGGCUGCGACAAGCACACUGCAGAUCUACCAGCAGCAGGCAUCCCGGCAUCGCAAAGAACAAGCUGAACAGCUCGAGGCGCUCUCAGUAGCAAUACGAGAGAUCAAGGCGCAAAAUCAGGAGUUGAGGAAGGAGUUAGCUGGGCGCGAUGUCCGGCAGCACGACAGCCCCAUGGCAGAUGCGAUCCCCGAACAAGCCGCCGAAGGAUCAGAUGCGCCUUACGUGGCAGGUGGACUCAACUCCGACAGCGCUGAAGCAGAGGAUCCAAGCUCGCAAGCAUCAUUCACGACCGCUCGUCCAUCAUUCCAGCGAGGCGCUUCUGUCGCUACGGACAUGACGUUUGGCAGAACACCGCAGCCAGCAGCCCGUGGAGCCUCACUACAAGGGGAGCGCCUCGAAGCCUUCCGUGCCAGCAACGUCAUCAGGGGGCUCAGCUUAGACAACCCCCAGGAGACCAGCCCCAAGAAGAUCGUACACAGCCCACCAGAGCCCCACAACCCUAUGCGUAAGAAACAACGGGUCGAUACUGCCGCCGAUGAAGGUGCAAAGAGGGAUGCCUUCAAGAAGCCUCAGGUGCCGGUGAGAGGCGGCAAGAGACCAGUCCGUCGUCCUCCAGGGAGUACGUCAUCACGUGCGAAGCAGGGCAGCAAGAACAAUCAGGCGAAUAAACCAUCGGUCAUUGCUGAGUAUGUGGAAGAUGAAGGUGAUGAUGCAUCGAGUGAGAUCAUCGUCACCCGCCGUUCAGUCACGAGCGCUGCAUCUGAUGGUGCUGCCACCUCCCAUCCCGCCGCUCUCGAAGAAAAAGAAGAGCGUGACCCCUCUACAGCGGAUGCUGAUGCAUCGGCACUGCUAGCCAGCUUCGGAGUACGUACGGGAGAGGUGCAGAAGUCUGCUUCUCGCGCUGCGUCAACCGCGGCAUCGGUGUCUUCCGCUAGAAGUAGUAGGAGGUCUGACGUCUUUGCGCGCGAGAAGGUAUCCGGACGCAAGCAGUUGGCACACGACGCUUCGAUGGAAGUCGACGAUGACAUGACGUUUCACCCCAUGCCGCACCCGAACAAAGCGCUCCUACAUCCAGCGUCGUUGCCUUCACCGAGUGAUAAGGGGAACCGAGAAGAGGCCCCGACGCCUGCCGUCAACGGUACCGUCCACGCAGGCCAGCAGAUCGGAGCAGGAACGCAGAAAGCUCAGUCCUCCACACCAGUCAAGAGACGCCUGAGACAGAACCCGCUAAAGUCGCAGAAGGCGGAGGAGAUGCCUUGGCCGAAAGACUGGAAGAAGGAGUUCGCAAAGGAGUCGAGGAGAGCGUGA